CAAACAUAUAUUGUAUCGUCUUGAACCGGACGUCGCUAAUGCCUCCUCUCUCCUGCUCGUCCGCGCUAUUCAAUAUCGAAUAUCCUCACCAUCUACUCCUAUUUGGCAUCAUCUCGUGCCGGCGUCAUGUUCCAGCCGUCCAUGCUGUCCACCUCCACUGCCUUUUUACAGGCUCCUACACCCGACCAUAAUAAUGAGCCCGAGCUACAGAUCGACGAGGACGCAACAUACGUUGACUCACUCGACGACACAGAGCAAGCGCUACUACAGACCGAGAAGGAAUCGCUCUCCACACGCCGCAGAGGCAUCACGCCCAGACUCCUCGCCGCUGCGAGAUAUAUACUCCAUGCUUCCUUCUCCGCCCUCGUCUCUUGCGCGAGCAUGCUCUUCGGAUACUACGGCGUCGGACGGUCCGGGCACGCGUUCAUUAUCACAGGCUGGACGGUAUUCCGCGCUUCUCUGGGUGGUCUCGUUCUCGGUUCUCUGGGUUGGCUCGUGAUCGCCCUCGCCCACCACUUGAAAGACCAUCUCGACGGACGACCGUCGGACGUGUCUAUUCCUAUGGCUGACGAUAGCGAUCAUCGAGGCUCAGCCAAGUGGUUCGCGCUCGCGGGUCCUCCAUCGUUCUUCGGGUACGCGCUGGGCACCGCGAUCCUGCGCAUCGUGCAUGCCUCGCAUCCUGACCUUUUCCCGUAUCCGGUGAUUGUUGGCAUAAUCGGUACUGUUCUCCUGUUAUUGUUUUGUAUGUUCGGCUUGAUCGCGUUCGCGAUCAUGACCUGGUUGAUCGUUUAAUGUAAUUGCCCA
Molecule: messenger RNA, 804 nt
Organism: Laetiporus sulphureus 93-53
Lineage: Eukaryota; Fungi; Basidiomycota; Agaricomycetes; Polyporales; Laetiporaceae
Exons: 2
Coding region: 127-792 (221 amino acids)
Source: RefSeq, a predicted model, not a curated record